Molecule: messenger RNA, 2196 nt
Organism: Ahaetulla prasina
Lineage: Eukaryota; Metazoa; Chordata; Lepidosauria; Squamata; Colubridae
Gene: HPS4
Product: HPS4 biogenesis of lysosomal organelles complex 3 subunit 2
Exons: 13
Coding region: 150-1571 (473 amino acids)
Biological process (GO): vesicle-mediated transport
Source: RefSeq, a predicted model, not a curated record
AAGUGGCUGGUUUCUCCGGGUCCGGCUGCCGAGGGCGCCUCUGAGCGUGGGCAGACAGCCUCGCGGGGGGGCGGGCAGGGGCUCCGCUUCCCCUUCCGCCUGGUACGCCCCCCCCGCGCCUCCGCUCUUCCCGCUGCGAAGAGGCCAGAAUGGCCGCCGCCCCCGCCUGGUGGCGCUGCUUCUUCCUCUACGACGCCUCGAAGGUGCGGGGCGAGGGCGACCCCACCCGCGCCGGGAUCUGCUGCUUCCACCCGCGCCAGGCCCCGCGCGAAGAGCAGGAGCUGCUGUGCGGGCAGAUCGCGGGGGUGGCCCGCUGCGCCCUGGAGAUCUCCGGCUGCCCGCCGGGCCUCAUCCGGCUGCGGAAGCUGAAGUUCGCGCUGGAAGCGCAGGGCAGCUACCUGUGGGUCCUGGGCUGCACCGCCGACCUCUCGGACCUCAGCUGCAGGCGGCUCCUGGAGCGGCUGGUCGGACUUUUCCGCUUCUACAACGGGCCGGCUUCCCGGGCCUACUUGGAGCGCUCACAGGAGGACCUUGACCAGGAGUGGGAACUGUACGUGAGCCACCUGCAGCAAAACUCCAGUGACCUCCACCGGGUGUUUAAUUCCCUCUGGGCCUUGGACAAAACCAAGGUGGACCCUUUACUCUUGUUGAAAGCUGCCCUCAUCCUGCAGAGCUGCCAGCGUUCUCGCCAUGUGCUGGCGGGCUGCAUCCUGUACCGGGGCCGGGUGGUCAGUACACAGCUGCCACCUGAGCUCACUGCCAGAGUUUUGCUGCAGAAGGGAGCAGAGGAUGGAAGCAGUGGGCCGGAAAAGGGGGCAGCGCAGCUCAAAGAGGGUGGUUCCCUGACCUCUUUUGCGCUGACAACUUUACCGCCAGGGGUCUGCGUCAUACCCGUUUACCUCUUGGAGGACGAAGCAGCCGCCCUGCGGGAACUGCCUGUAGAGUGGAUGACCAGGGAGUCCCAGGGGGACCUGGACAGCAGCAAAGGGAGUGAGACUCCGGCAGGAGGGGCAGAUGGAGCCCCCUUGGUGAGGAUGGCCUUGUACGUUCACCACAUCCGGGGCUUGGUGUUGGCCCUCCUGGCUGAAGAGGCCUUGGUGAGCUCCGGAGACUUCAUGGAGGACGUGUACCACAGCAGCCUGGCUUCCCUGAACGGCCUGGAGGUCCACCUGGCAGAGACCCUUCCCAAGGGCCCCCUCCCCUCGGCCAGGAGCACCUAUAACUUUGCUCACUACGACGCCAUCCAGAACAUCCUCACCACAUCGUUGAUGGCGCAACUUUUCCCUUCAGCCAACGUCCUGCAGACCACGAGCCCCGAGGACCAGCUCUUCCUGCAAGCCACUGGCCUGAUCCACGCCACCUUUGAGCAGCUGCCCACCGCCUCUGAAUUGACGCUCAGAAACGCCAGCACAGCUGUCUACGGCUGCCGGAACGCCGUCCAGGAGAGCUACUUUCAGCAGAGGGGUUCGCCGCCCUACAACUCGGGGGUGCCCAACCCCCGGGACAGCAUUGUCGGUCUGCCCAGCAAGGCCAGGCUGAAGCUCCUCAAGCACGGGGUGAACUUGCUCUGAGGUGGACUCCACGUCUAUCCAGGACUGCCUCAGUUCUGGUGCAGAAGCCUUUGAAGCCCACGGACUCCUUGCCACAUCUUCCCAAGGUGUGCCCUCUGGUGGCCCUGCCUGAAGGAGCUGAGGCCUCUUAGUCAAAGUGAGCAGCAUUCAGGUCCCACCCAACUUGGGUGUGGGGAGCGCUCUCUUGGGACUCUCUGCCCCUCCACCCUCCCCAGUGCCUACAAGUGCACCCCCCCCUUCAGGCUUGGGAGAGGCUCUUGCCCUGGCAGAGCCUUUGGAAAGUGACUUGGCUCCAGGCCAGAGCGUGACUUGGGGAGCGGCAGCAGUUUUGGGGGCCUUCCCCUCUUGGAGGCACUUUCUGAAUGGUGGCACCGAGAGGAGCCUUCCUCUGCCCUGCUCUCACCCAUGUUGCUGCUGGCACUCCUCCAGGCUUUCCUAUUUCCGAGGGGGUGGCGGAGGGGUUGUUGCUAAGAAAUUCCAGCCCGUUACCCUGCCUCGAGAUGGACUGAUGCCCAUUGCCACUCCCCGCUGUUCUGCAUUCUCUGGAAAUCUUUGUUCUAUAGAAAAGCACAGGCGGGGGGCUUGAAUAAAGGUCUGGGGGAGAAUAAAGCUGCCAUCUUCUGCU